Messenger RNA from Diutina rugosa, 945 nucleotides. RefSeq lists its product as uncharacterized. The record is from RefSeq and is a predicted model, not a curated record. The coding region runs from base 1 to 945 and encodes 314 amino acids. Lineage: Eukaryota; Fungi; Ascomycota; Pichiomycetes; Serinales; Debaryomycetaceae. The transcript has a single exon. Gene Ontology annotation, cellular component: cytosol; TRC complex. Gene Ontology annotation, biological process: protein insertion into ER membrane. Gene Ontology annotation, molecular function: protein binding.
AUGUCACGAUUGGAGCUGACCAUAAAACGAUUUGAAGCUCGGAUAGAAGCUGGUCAAUUCUAUGAGGCACAUCAAACGUUGCGAACCAUUAUCAACAGGUAUGUGAAGGCCAAGCAAUACGAUGAGGCUACCAAGAUUCUCGCCCAUGGCGCACAGCUCCUAGCUGAGAAACAACAAUACCCGCUGAGUGCCGAUUUGAUCAGCUACCUCAUUGAUGUGUACAGUGAGGAACAUCGUUGUGACAAUAAGCUGAAGCAGAUGGUGAUCGAUUUGGUGCAACAAUUGCCACCUACUGAGCCCCUGCUUGUCGAUCUUUCAAAGCAAGCAAUUCUGUGGUCUCAAGCUGAAGAGAACCUGAAGUACGGUGACUCUAAAUUACAUGAUGUGUUCGGCGCCAAGCUUGCUAAAGCGUUGACUGAAGCUUCUCAACUUAACGCAGAUGAUGAUGCCAAGUUGUUCGCAGUGACUGAGCUCCACUUGAUUUUGGGUUCACAUGAAUCGGUCUCUGUAUACAUCGAUUUGUUGUAUCGAUGGGGUCAAUUCACAUCUAACCACGAUCCAGGCUUAUUCCUCUCACGUGCUAUCAUCAAUUACGGGUACUUGAAAAACAUCAAUUUCGUCACGGAGUCCUCCCUGAAAUUCAUCAACAAAUUCCGCGAGGAUUAUGCAAAUGGUGUUGAUGUCUCCUAUGAAAAUAUCAUCAUCUAUGAAUGUGAUACUUUCCCCUUGAUCAAUUUUGCUCAAUUGUUGGCGGUAACCUUACGCAAAUCCGAAGACGCUAGUACAAAAUUCUUGGGGUUAUACAAUCACUACAAACUGUCUUUACAUGAAUCAGAUUUACUUGCUCCGGUUGAGUAUUUAGCUAAGGAGUAUUUUGGCUUGCAAUUGGGUGCUCCUAAGCAAGGGAAUAUGAUGGCAAAUCUUUUGGGCGAUUUUUUCAAGUAA